Lates calcarifer (barramundi perch) is the source of this 4959-nucleotide messenger RNA. It is a transcript of the gene rnf103, whose product is annotated as ring finger protein 103. NCBI's taxonomy places the organism in Eukaryota, Metazoa, Chordata, Actinopteri, Centropomidae. Gene Ontology annotation, cellular component: endoplasmic reticulum. Gene Ontology annotation, biological process: protein ubiquitination. The coding region runs from base 419 to 2575 and encodes 718 amino acids. Gene Ontology annotation, molecular function: ubiquitin-protein transferase activity. The record is from RefSeq and is a predicted model, not a curated record. The transcript has 7 exons.
UUACAUGUUUGAGGUGGAGCCGGAUGUGACGUCAGACCCUCUGUGUACAGCAGCUGAUCGGAGCGGGUCAGGUUGUUAUUUCUCUUUCUGACGCUGUGAAGAGGACCGGGAGCUCACCUGCUGCUCACCCUCGGCGGGAAACUGCAGCUCGUGCAGCCGACACUCGAGCUCCGCGAGGCCUGUUUGUUGUUGCUGGUACAGCAGCGGGCCUACCUGCGAUGCUAAGCUAAGUGGCUAGCUGUCACCAUCAGCAGGAUUCCUGACCGUAACCCGCAGGUAGACAGUCAGGGAGCAGGCCCGGAACCACCCAGUCCAGCAUGACGGUGUGACGGACUCGGUGGUGAGUGGGUAGACUAACAGCCUCUCCCAACCCAGCUCAGUCCGCCUCCAGCUCAGUCCACCUCGGUCCAGCUGGAAGAUGUGGCUCAAACUCUUCUUCCUGCUACUGUACUUUGUGGUUCUGUUCAUGCUGGCCCGGAUCUUCGAGGCGGUAGUCUGGUACGAGACCGGGGUGUUUGCCACCCAGCUGGUGGACCCGGUCACUCUGAGCUACAAGAGGCUCAAGACCAUCCUGGAGUGUCGGGGUCUGGGGUACUCCGGACUGGCUGAGAAGAAGGACGUGAGCGAGCUGGUGGAGAAAUCAGGAGAGUUGACCCAGGGGGAGCUCUACUCAGCCAUCAAGAAAGAGAAGGAGCAGGAGGCAGGAGACUCCAGCACCACCCACUUCAGUGGAGAGAUGCACUUCUAUGAGUUGGUGGAGGACACUAAGGAUGGGAUCUGGCUGGUUCAGGUUAUUGGCCAGGACCGGGAAGCUCUGCUCAGUCAGUCCAACUGGGGAAAGAUGGUGCAAAAAGUGUCUCAGUUUGGGAUCAGAACUGGAACCUUCAACUGCUCUAAUGACUACAGGUCGUGCAUUAAGCGUGGCUGGCAGCGCUCUACUCUCAUCAUGUCUGUUCCUCAGACUUCAGCCUCAAAGGGCAAAGUCAUGCUUAAAGAAUACAAUGGGCAUCGUAUCGAAACUGAACACAUCUUCCGCUGGAUGACCUCACAUGUGGCUCAUCGAAUCAAAACCCUGCGUCAGUCUGAGCAGCUGAUGGAGGAAUGGCGCUCUGACCCAGCCCACCCGGUCAAGAUGUUUCUGUUUGCCCGUCUGUCCCAGCCCCCUGCCUUCUUCUCCUCACUGUCUGUCAAGUUCACCGGCAGGAUCGAGUUCAUCUUUGUGGACGUACGCCACUGGGACAACCACAGCAGCUUAUCAGAGAUCGGAGUGACACAUAGCCCCGCCUACAUCCUCAAGAUGCCUGAGGGCAUCUAUCGCUAUGGCAACAGUACGGGGGAGUUCCUGUCCCUGGCUGCCAUGGACACUUUCCUGCGUUCGGUCCAGCCGGAGGUCAAUGACCUGUUUGUUCUCAGUCUGGUCCUGAUCAACCUGCUGGCCUGGAUGGACCUCUUCAUCACCCAGGGAGCGACAGUGAAACGAUUUGUAGUUCUGAUCCGGACACUUGGAACCUACAACUCCAUACUGCUGGUGUCCUGGCUUCCUGUUCUGGCUCUCCUCCAGCUGCCCUACCUGGACUCUCUGUACGGUUACAGUCUGAAGCUGCUUCGUUACGCUGACACCACCACACUGGCCAGCCUGGUGAGAGCCGACUGGACCUUCUACUCGUCCCACCCUGCUCUCUUCCUAUCCACCUACCUGGCCCAUGGCCUGCUCGUUGACUACUUUGAGAAGAAGCGCCGCUGUGGAGUCGGGAGCCGAGAGGACAGCACCACCAACCUGGAGUGGCUGGCCAGUCUGUGGGACUGGUACACUUCCUACCUGCUCCACCCAAUCGCGUCACUGCAGCAGGUCCCAUCAGACCACUCAGACUGGGAGGAUGAUCCUAACUUCUUAUUUGAGCGUUUGGCAUUUCCUGAUCUCUGGUUGCGCCCCUUAGUAAAUGUGGACUACAUUAAAGCCCUGCCAACCUGGAGGUUCAGAGCUGUGGGUCAGCAGAGAGGGUGGGGGGUUGCUGGACAGCUGCAGGGAGAGACAGAGAGUUCACAUUCAGACCCAGAAGACAGGAAGCAGAGGGAUUCUCCUCCUGCAGGUCUCAGCGCACCUCCACAUGGCAACAAGAGGCACAAGAGAUCACAGAGCAGUGAGGACAGCAGCACACAGCUGAGUGUGUUCAGCAGCGUGGACCCCAGCUCCCACCGUCAGUGUGUGUGUCCUGCUGCUGCUGCAUUGUCCCUCUGCUGUUGUCACGGGAACGGAAGCUCACCAUCAUCUGACGGAGCACCAGUGGACUGUGGCCACACACCUGAGGGUGUCUCCACCCAGCAGCACUGUGAUUGGUCGGUGUGGCCCUGUGGUGUGCUGCGGUGUUCAGAGUGUGUGGUGUGUCUGGAGAACUUUAUGAGUGAUGAGCUGCUGAUGGGUCUGCCCUGCGGCCAUGCCUUCCACCAGCAGUGCAUUGUGGUGUGGCUGGCAGCAGGCAGACACUGCUGCCCUGUGUGUCGUUGGCCCAGCUACAAGAAGAAACAGCAGAGAGGAGCACAGAGCAGCUCGGCUGAACACUCUGUGCAGGACUGACGGACACGUGACUGAGCCCUUCUCUCUACUCUCACUGCUCACAGACACAGAGCUGUCUGUAUCAGUCAUCAUCACAGCUUGCUUUAGGUGCAGGUGGGACUGUGGAGGUGUGAGGAUGGAUGUGAGUGGAUGUGAUGAGGGCUGCUGUUGUCAUGAACUACCAAUCAGCUCGUUUAAACCCUAACCCGUUUCUAUCUCUGUUGAAGGCAGUGUGCUGCCAGACAGUUGAAACUGUGAGAGGCAUCAUGGUUUCUGAUUCACACUCUAACCACAGUUGGAGCCCUGGUAAACUUGGUCAUCAAUAAAAACAUAUUUCCUGUUUGUCUGUUUGCAGGACUGAGACAUCUGUUCACCCCACAAACCAUCCAUCCUGUAUCAUGACCCACUACUAAUGCAAAAAACCCUCAUCUCUGACACAGACUCUAGCCCCUCUGGAUCUAAAUGUGUUGACUUCACCCUCCAGCAGCUUCUCACAGUUGUUAGUUUUACAUCACUUAAUUAUUUAUUUUGAUUAUCCAGAGAGACGCUUCCUGCCCUUCCACUGUCAUGCUCCUCCUUUAAUUCUGCCCUGUCACUCCUCACUGUUUGUUUCUGCAGUGUAUUUGAAAAGCAGCACUCAGAUCCCAGACACAGGAGGUUGUUGUGAGUCUUGUGAGGUGAGGAUACAAGGUGGAGCUGCUGGCCUCAGAGUGAUGGCAGAGUCCUAGGAGGGGUUCAGCAACGUGUCUCACAGUGUUGAGGUUUUACUCCGUAACCUCCCUGGUUCUAACCGACUAGUCUGAUGUGCACUAAACCACAGAGGGGACAGGUUUUAACCAGGGUGCUGACGGUGCUGACAGUGCUCACAUACACACACCUGCUCAGCAGGGCUUCAGCCACACACGUUUUUGACACAAAUAACAUGUUUAUAACAUAAUCCAUUUUAGGGUGUAGAGACCUCCACCUCCAGAGACUCCACUGCAUGUACAGGACUGUGAUCAGUUAACCACAUGGUUAAAGUUGCGCUCAUUAGUACUUUAUGUCAACAGUGGGUCAGAGGACAAAGUUUAAUGUGACAAAUCCACAGAGAAUUAUCACCAACUCAGCCGUUCUCCUCAGCUCCUCAGAGUAUUGUAGCAUCUUUUGGCUCAUUCCUUUCAUUUAAACUCCACUCUCAUCAUCCUUAUUUCCAGAAGCAGCAAUUGCUUUCAGUGAAACACCUCUGAUAAAGUCACUGUCCACUACCUGCUGAGCAGCAAAGAGCAUACAGUCAGAGAGCAGCUGGUGAAAGAGCCAGAUGUUCCCUUCAGGAGGUGGUGGAGUCCAAACACAGAGCUAAAAGAGGGAAUACUGGACUUAGAUUCAUCAGGUGGUGCAUGUCAUGGUGGUUGUAAUUGCCUGACCUUUGCCUUUACCAAGAAUGGACGUGUUAGUGAAACAACAUUAUAUGAAUGUGACAUGGUGGGUAUCAAGCAUGAAAUCUUUCAUUAACAGUGAAACCUGCUGGGGAACAAACAGGUCUGAGGGGAAGAAACCCUCCUCAGUCACAGAGGCUUUGCUCUGCAUGCAUACUUAUAUUUUUCCUUCAUGAAUCUCCAUGUUGAAUGCCAGGGGCUGCACAGUCAGGCUCCUGCUGCUGCACAUGCUCACAGGAGGACUGAUGCCUUGCUCAUGGGCUGCUUGUUGCAGAAUUUAAAUGUUCCCUAUUAUCUUCCUGACCAGGGGCCCACACUGGUGUUCAGCAGGACAGGAUUAGUUCUUUUAACCCUAAAAGUCUCAAUAAAAGAAAACAAAUCUCUUUUUAAACUGAUUUUUUUUUCUUUGAGCUGUGGCUGACUGACACCAGGUUGAGUAGCUUCCACUUAUGUCUGUUGCUGACAUUUCCAUCUCUGUCAUCUUAUUCAAAAUAAAGAAGGAAUAUUUUGACAUUUGGAAUUGCAGGUUUUGUAGUAACUUACCUUACACAGUUUGGCGAGUCAUGUAUUUUAGGCCCUCACCUGCUGUACAGUAUAAAUGACUUGCUGAUAUCAGAAUAUGACUGGGUACUCCUGCUGCUGCAGAAAGCCCAGCAAGCUAAGGAAGCAUAUCCUCUGUAUCCUGAAUCCUUUGUAUUGCCUGAGGUUAAGCUUACACUUUACCUCUGAAAUUUCCACAUGCUUUGCUGAUGAUCUUAUCAUGUCUUCAGUCCUACCUGUGGAGCUGUUAGCAGGCUGUUACUUUACCUGGCAUUGUUCCAAAACCCCUGUUCUAAAAUGUCCAAAACUAACUAACUGUAAUUAAUCAACUUUAAGGUGCUUAUCUGUAAUCUUUCAGCUCAUUCCUGACCUCUUUCUUUGUGUGAAGGGCAAGAAAAAGAAAAAUGUAGAGCAGUAACACUUAUCCAAAAUAAAACAAUUGUUUCAGAA